AAAACAAAACCCUCUUUACCUCUCUUUUCCUACUCCCGUCCCAACAAAAACUCAAAACAAUUAAAAAAAAAAACAAAAAAAAAUAAAAAAAAAAAUCCAAAAACCCAAAAAUUUAAAACGAGAUCUCGGAAUCGUAACUGUGAAUGCGGAGGUUAUUCCACCUCCACCACCGUGCAUGACCUUCCUCCGCCGCUGUAACCACCAUGCCUUCAUCUCAUCCUUCCUCCGAUCUAAUCCUCCACCGUCUAUCUUCCUCCGAUUACGAAAUCAAGCUCAAAGCUAUCCGCGAAAUUAAGAAUCAAAUCAUCGGUAACCGCACCAAGAAACUCUCUUACAUCAAACUCGGCGCCGUUCCCUCCGUCGCCGAUGCUCUCGCAACUGCAAAUUCCGAUUCCGAUUUCGGUUCCAACCUUAUCGUUCAGUCCGCAGCGGUUUUAGGUAGCUUUGCUUGUGGCGUUGAUCAAGGCGUUCGUGCUGUUCUUGACGCCGGAGCUUUUCCGCAUUUGAUUAGAUUCCUCUCCGCCGCCGAUGAGAAGGUUGUGGAUGCGGCUGCACGUUCUUUACGAAUGAUUUAUCAGUCGAAACUGGCUCCGAAGUUUGAUUUCUAUAAGGAACAAAAUAUGGACUUUCUUCUUUCAUUAUUGAGGAGUGAGAAUGAAAACCUUACUGGACUAGGUGCAGGCGUUAUUAUUCAUUCUUGUGAGACGAGCGAUGAACAGAACAUAUUAUGCCAAGCUGGUUCUUUAGAGAAACUUAUUAGCGGUCUUGAUGGUUCUAUAAACCAGAGAGAUGCUAGUUUAGAGUCCUUAGCUACAAUUCUUAAAAAUAAUCCAGAAGCUGUCUCUAAAUUUGCGGAGCUUCAAAAUGGAAGAGCGUUGCGUUCUGUAAUUGAGUUAACCAAGGAUAGAUAUUCUCGGACAAGAUUACUGGCCUGCUUGUGUCUAAUUUGUAUAAAGAAUUCUUCAUCAUGCCAUUUGCAAGAUAUAGGAAUCAAAACAAAAUUGAUAUACAUUUUGCUUGAGCUUCUUGACGAUUCUAGUCAAGUUGGAGAAGAGGCUUCCUUUGCCUUUUCGAGUUUAGUAUCAGGAAAGGAAGAUUUGCAAAAGUUAGCAUUUGAGGCAAACGCUAUAGAUAAGUUUUACAAUCACUUGCAGAACUGUGCCUUACAUCCCAAACGACUUGAAGGGAUAUUUCUAGCAUUGGCCGAACUUUGCUCAAAAUUGGAAUGCUGCAGGUCAAAGUUUAUUUCAUUGCAGGUUUUAAAUCUAUUAAUUAGUGCGUUAACCCAUGAUGAAGCCAAUGUGCGCACAGCAGCAUGCAAAUGCUUAAAAAGUGUCUCACGCUCAAUCAAGAAUUUGAGUGCAGGUUAUUUCAUGAAUGAAAGGAUUGUCAUUCCAUUGGUCCGGCUUCUCUCUGAUCUUUCAACUUCAGUCCAAGUUGCAGCACUUGGUGCUAUUAGUAACAUAGUUGUGGACUUUACACCAGAUAAGUCAACAUUCAUACAAUGUGGAGGCAUUAAAGAGCUUGUCCAAUUGACGAAGUCUAUGGAUUCGUCUUUAAGGUUGAAUGCUGUGUGGUCCUUGCGUAACAUGGUGUUUCUUGCGGAUAGGAUGUGUAAGGAAGCAAUUUUUAUGGAGUUGACAGUGUCUUCAGUAGCUAGCCUUAUUUGUGAUUCCGAGCCUUCUGUUCAAGAGCAAGCUUUGGGCCUUGUUUGCAAUUUUGUUGAUGGAUGUAUGGAUUGUGUUGAAUUUGCUUUUGCUGAAGAUGGUAUCAUACUGGAUGCUGUUGGAAGGCAAUUGUGGAAGUUCUCAAAAAUGGAAAUCGGUAUACAGGGGAUGUACGUACUCAGCAAUAUUGCAAGUGGAAAUGAGUUUCAUAAAGAAGCCAUAAUGCAGCUGCUCUUUCCACAAGCAGAAAAUGGAUCUCACUCUCUAUUGAGCCAGUAUUUGCAGAGUAAUGACAGUCGUCUACGCACAUCUGCUGCUUGGGUCAUAGUAAAUCUCACUGUUCCUGCAAGUCCUGGUGCAUUUGACAGGGUUGUAAAACUGCGAAAUUUUGGCAUUGUUUCUCAAAUCAAGAGGAUGAUCAGUGACUCUUGCAUGGAUGUGAAGCUUCGAGCACGACUUGCGUUUGGGCAGAUUAAUUCUUUUGGUGAUAGUUAAAUGACUUAAAUCAAACAGUUCCUCCAUUUGGGGACCUUGGACCGCAGUCAGAGAGAAAUCCUAAUAGAAUUUAUUUUCUGUCACUUUCACAUCUUUUAAGUAAUGGGUAUCUUGCCUUCUGCAUCAGCUUCCAAUACGGUGUAUCAUAUUUCUUCAAUUUUUUUUUAACCAGCCAGAGCAGUGUUAAGCUUUUCAAUUUCGUAAGCACUCCUGACCUGGUCACCAUUACCCCUCCAAAUUCUAUAUUUCUAAUCUCUUGCGUUAUGUAUUACUUUUUGUAAGUUGGAAGCUAAGAGUAGAUUUACAGGCUUAUAGUAUUGUACCAUAUGAGUAGUCGGUGUAAAUUUUAGAACUUAGUUUCAACUUCAUUGGGGUUCUGUUCUGAUGUGAUGGCAGACAGUGGAGUUGUAUGUGUAAGCUAUGUGCCAAGGCGCUAUGUUUGAGGGUGUUUCUGGUAUUCGUGAAUAUCUUGUAAUUUUGUAAACUAACAUUUGCGGUUCAUUGGUCAUUCUCUUUUCGGUAAAAACAGAUGACUCGAUUUUGCUGCCCAGUUUGAGCCUAAAUAAUAAUGUUUUGUUUCUUACGGCUAAA
Molecule: messenger RNA, 2753 nt
Organism: Medicago truncatula (barrel medic)
Lineage: Eukaryota; Viridiplantae; Streptophyta; Magnoliopsida; Fabales; Fabaceae
Product: armadillo repeat-containing protein 8
Exons: 9
Coding region: 204-2162 (652 amino acids)
Biological process (GO): proteasome-mediated ubiquitin-dependent protein catabolic process
Cellular component (GO): GID complex
Molecular function (GO): protein binding
Source: RefSeq, a predicted model, not a curated record